Exophiala viscosa is the source of this 951-nucleotide messenger RNA. Its product is annotated as 60S acidic ribosomal protein P0. The record is from RefSeq and is a predicted model, not a curated record. Lineage: Eukaryota; Fungi; Ascomycota; Eurotiomycetes; Chaetothyriales; Herpotrichiellaceae. Gene Ontology annotation, biological process: ribosome biogenesis; ribosomal large subunit assembly; cytoplasmic translation. Gene Ontology annotation, molecular function: structural constituent of ribosome; large ribosomal subunit rRNA binding. The transcript has 4 exons. Bases 1 to 951 code for a protein of 316 amino acids. Gene Ontology annotation, cellular component: cytosolic large ribosomal subunit.
AUGGGGGGCAAAUCCGGCACCAAGGCAGUCUACUUCGACAAGCUGAAGGGCUUGCUCGACGAGUACAAAUCUAUCUUCAUCGUCAGCGUCGACAAUGUCUCUUCGCAGCAGAUGCACGAGAUCCGUCACUCUCUCCGAGGCGAUGCGGUGGUAUUGAUGGGCAAGAACACCAUGGUUCGUCGUGCGCUCAAGGGUUUCGUCGCCGACAACCCGGAAUACGAACGUCUCCUCCCGCACGUCAAAGGAAACGUUGGCUUCAUCUUCACUAAUGAUGACCUGAAGACCACUCGUGACAGGAUCCUGGCAAACCGUGUUGCAGCUCCUGCUCGUGCUGGCGCUGUCGCUCCUGCCGAUGUGUACAUCCCUGCUGGGAACACUGGUAUGGAACCCGGCAAGACCUCUUUCUUCCAGGCCCUCGGUGUCCCAACCAAGAUUGCUCGUGGUACCAUUGAAAUUACCACCGAUCUCAAGUUGGUCGAGGCUGGCGCAAAAGUCGGUGCCUCAGAGGCUACUCUGCUCAACAUGUUGAACAUCUCGCCCUUCACCUACGGUAUGAAGGUUCAACAAGUCUACGAGGAUGGUCAGGCUUUCUCCCCAGAUGUCUUGGAUAUCGAGGAGAGCCAGUUGUUGAAGGCAUUGUCGUCUGCCAUCGCUACCAUCACUACCAUCUCUCUGGCUGCCAACUACCCAACUCUUCCAUCCAUUAUCCACAGCUUGGUCAAUGGGUACAAGAAACUCAUCGCCGUGGCCCUCGGCAUCGACUACAGCUGGGAGUCAAUCGACGAGCUCAAGGAUCGCAUUGAGAACCCAGACAAGUAUGCCGCUGCCGCUCCUGCUGCUGCCGCCGCCACUAGCACGGAUGAUGCUGCUCCAGCUGCCGCGAAGGAGGAGGAAAAGGAAGAGGAGAAGGAGGAAAGUGAAGAUGAGGGCUUCGGUGGUCUCUUCGAUUAA